CUGUUGUACACACGAGAGCUUCGAAUUGAAUUGGAAUGGGAAAUUAAAAAAGAGCCAAGGAAGGAAUCUCCUAAUGAAAACGCACAAUUCUUUCAACGGUUGCCCGAUCUCCCCCCGCCAACCUUCUCCGGCAGUUCCUUAGGAAAUGGGUAUUUGAUGUUGGAUGCGUUGGACUCAGGUUGUGAGAAUGUGGAGCGUGGGGAAACAUAUGUUGAGGUAGGUUUGGGUACAUGUUGGCAGGUAAGCCAGGGAAAGAUCAUGUAUAAACGUGCAGGCUUCGAGGCAUUUUGGAGGGCGAUAUUUGAAAAGAAGACGUGGCUUAGAUCGACUCCCGCAGCGGAAGAGUCGGUGAUUCAAGCACUAAUUCGACUGUUGUCGAGUGGAGGGAGGGUUAGCAGCCGAAUGGUCACUUGUUUAUUGUUAUUGCGCCAUGAUGUUGGAUUAGAAAAUUGGGGCAAGCUGUCUAUAGGUUGGUAUGCGUGUUUGGGGGCAACGGUUCUGGACUUUGACUUCGAGUUUGAUGGCUGGGUACCAGACCUGACCAUCUGUGGAGAUGUGAAUUCAAAUCCAGAUACGGUGAUGUUGAGAUCAAUUGAAGAUGCUCAGGCACACAAGAUAAUGUCAUGUUUUUUACGCCAUAAAGGCAAAAAGAGAGUGUUUGCCAAUUGGGCGUACAAUUUUCUGAUUCGUGGUACGCCGAUAGCGCGGCCUUCGUCUGGCUACAGCGACAGCAAAUCUAAAACAGCCAGAAUAGUUUCUGACCUAUCCUGCCUUUGCUGGAGAAACCAGGAUAGUGAUAAAAUUGCCUGCCCACACCAAACAGCUUCCAUCCCCUCGCUCUUAAGGCUAAAAAUAGAGCGAAAUUACGCCCUCGUCAACUUUGCUCAAAAUCUUCCCAUCCAUCGUAGGUGCAGGGAAGCAAUAUUACGACACCCGGUCAACAGAAAUAAUACCCGUUAA
Messenger RNA from Enterobius vermicularis (human pinworm), 960 nucleotides. The record is from the annotation of a GenBank genome assembly. Lineage: Eukaryota; Metazoa; Nematoda; Chromadorea; Rhabditida; Oxyuridae.